AUGAAAUUCGUCACAGCAAAUUGUAGCAUUGGGUAUCCUGUUUACGGAGCCAAGUUUCUGAACAACCGCAUGCUGUUAGUGGCAGGUGGUGGUGGUGAAGGAAACAACGGGAUCCCAAACAAAUUGACUGUAUUACGGGUUGAUUUCGCCAAGAAGAAAGUUAUCAAGAGGUUUAGAGAGAUCACUUUGGAUCCGAAUGACGAUUCACCAACGACUUUAGAUGUCGCCAACGAUACCAUAUUGAUGGGAUGUAAUGAAAAUAGUGAAAAGAUUAAGAAAGGUGAAGGGAACCAUCAUUUGAGGAAAUUUUUAUUUGAAAAUGAGCACUUAAAGUUUGUGGCGGGUAUCGAUUUUGAUAGAUCCAAUCAACCUGAAGAUUAUACGAAACUCAUCUACUUGUCCCGAGAUGGAUCUGUGGGAGCUGUUGCUUCUUCAGCCAUCCCUACUGUGAUAAGAAUUAUUGAUCCUAAAGAAUUGACAGAAAAGUAUGAAAUUGAAACUGGUCAUGAAGUUAAGGAUAUGCAUUUUGCGCCUGAUGGUAAAGUGAUUAGUUACAUCACAGCAUCGACUUUGGAAGUUAUUUCGAUUGUUACUGGUAGAUUUAUCAUUAGAAAGACAGAUUUUGAUUCCAACUAUUCUCUGUCCAAGAUUAAGUUUUUAACUGAUGAUGUGGUUUUAAUCGCUGCUGCUCUCAAGAAAGGCCCGGGUAUUGUUAUGAUCAAAAUUAGUUUAAGAAGUGGUAGCGCUACCGUUUUGAAGACGAAGUUUAUCACCAACAAAUUUAAGGGUGUUACUGCUAUGGAUGUGGAUCAUAAAAAUGAGUUGGCUGUAUUGGCAGGUAGUGACAAUUCUUUGGCCAUUGUUAAGUUGAAAGAUUUGUCUCUCGGCAGAACUUUUAAACAAGUGCAUAGUUUUGCCAUUACAAGAGUCUCAUUUUCAUCAGAUUCUGGUCUAAUCGCAAGUGUUUCUGCCGCUAAUACUGUCCAUGUGAUUAAGGUUCCUGAGAAUUUUGCCCAAUCAACUUCCAUAUGGUCCAAAUUGUUGAAAUUGCUGUUGAAUUUCGUAUUCAUAGCGUUACUUGCCUUCUUGGCUCAGAUCUCUUUGAAAUACGACUUGCACAACAGAUUGUCUAAAUUUGUUAAAGAUUGGUACGAAGAAAGACGUAAUAGAGCUAUUGUAAAGAGAGAGGACUCUGAACAAGUAACUCUUGUCGGAGCAGUGUCUAGUGAAGUACCUUCUUCUGUGGUUCCCACUUAUUCCAUAUCAAGUGAAACUAUAUCCAAUGUAGUUGAACCAACGAUCUCUUUCUCUAGUGGCUUGAUUAGUGAAGAAAAAGCUACCACUGCGAACGAUGUUACAACUAAAUCUAGCGUGGCUAGUGUACCUUUGAUCACUUCAUUACAAUCUUCAUCCGAUCAAAUUUCUCCCUCUGCCGAGUCCACUACUAAGGAAUCUUCUGAUUCUUCAACGAGUACCACUAGCACUACUAGCUCAUCAGCUUCGACUUCGACUCCAGUUGAGCAAAAUGUUGCAAGUGACAGUACGAUAUCGGAAAGUGAAAGUUCCGCACCUACUACAAGUGCUUCUGCGACAACUACUGAUACUUUGGCUGGAAUUUCUGAGCAGACAGCAGUUAGCUCCCUGUCUCAUCAUGGAGCUACUCCUAAAUCAGGAGAUUUUGAUACUGUAGCUGAGCCAGUCAACAAAGAAACCAUUGAUGAGGCUGUUGUUUUAGAAACCUCCACAAAACCUGCCGAUUCGGUUGAGACUACAUCGGCGAUUGGCACUACACCAGAGAGUGCUGGCGGUCAUUCAAUGACUUCUGAGACAUUAGAAGAGCCAUCCAGCUCUUCUCAAGAGACCUACGCCUCGAGUACGACUACAACAGCUGUCCCCUUGACAAAUUCUGUUGUUCCAAGUUCCAAGAGCACGACCAGCAGCGUGGAAACCACCACUUCUGAGUCUCUGACAAGCUUUCAGACUCCAACUGAUUUGACUUCUGAAAGCGCUUUAACUGCUUCUUCUGAAAUAACUACAGUUCCAAGUUCUCAUACGCAUGAGCAACAUGAUAAGAGCACCAGUUUAGCUGCCGCUGAAAUUGAUUCCACCUCAGAAGCCAAGUUGGAUACCUCGUUAGCUCAGACUCCAAGCAGCUCUUCCAAAGAAGUUAGUGCUACGGGGAGUAUCUCCCCUGAUGACGUGACACUCGAGAUUGCCGCAGAGACUCCAAGCUCAAGUGACAGCUCUAGUGUCUCCUCCAAAACUGUGAGUACCACGCCAUCUUCAGAAGCAUCCUCUGUGGUUUCUGAAAGUAGUGCAUCCACGCCCGAGGUCUCAGAAACUAGUUCAUCCACCUUCACGACUUCCAUUGCAUCUUCUAAUACUGCUUCCAAUAUUCCAUCUUCUAGCAUUACCACUACCGUUACAGAAGAUGUUAGUGCCGCUUCUACGACCACACCAACGGCUGCUGCGGCUUCUGUAUCUGAAACUUUGACAACUGAAACUACUAGUUCGGUGAUAUCAUCAGCUUCUGAUCAUUCCCUGGAUUCUAGUUCUAAAGUCUCGCCACCCAGUGAGACUACCACUACAUCCGCCGCAGUAACAAAGGAGUCUGAACCUACCAGCAGUGACUCCACCAUCGUUUUUACUGAAGAAGCGACAACUAGCAUUCCUCCACCGGUAAAUUUGGCGUCUGACACAGAAUCCUCAUCUGAAGGUUCUGAUGCCACUUCAUUGUCCUCUUCAAUCUCUAGAGAUCAGGCAAAGGCUACUCCUACUUCGAAUCAAAUCUCUGACUCUAUUCAUUCUGAAGAAAUUGUUCCGGAAUAUGGUGAGCAUCUCCAAACAGGAUCCAAACCUUUACAUACACAUCAAGAAACUGCUGCUACGACAGAAGGUGUAGAUUCUGUGUCUUCCUCGGUAUCUUUCAGCCAAACAACUAAGAAAACUGAUGACUUUUCAACAACAUCGACCCCAAAGGUGGAUGAACCUACUCAAGAUGUCGAUGUGAGCGCUAAAGAUGAAAAAGAUGUUGCUCAAGAAGAUUUUGUAGAAGAGGUUGAACUCAAUGAGUAG
This is a messenger RNA of Zygosaccharomyces rouxii, 3075 nucleotides long. It is a transcript of the gene SED4, whose product is annotated as GTPase-activating protein SED4. Gene Ontology annotation, molecular function: guanyl-nucleotide exchange factor activity; protein binding; GTPase activator activity. Gene Ontology annotation, biological process: protein secretion. Gene Ontology annotation, cellular component: endoplasmic reticulum membrane. The coding region runs from base 1 to 3075 and encodes 1024 amino acids. NCBI's taxonomy places the organism in Eukaryota, Fungi, Ascomycota, Saccharomycetes, Saccharomycetales, Saccharomycetaceae. The record is from RefSeq and is a predicted model, not a curated record. The transcript has a single exon.